Messenger RNA from Eimeria tenella, 1554 nucleotides. RefSeq lists its product as uncharacterized. The transcript has 2 exons. Lineage: Eukaryota; Apicomplexa; Conoidasida; Eucoccidiorida; Eimeriidae. Bases 1 to 1554 code for a protein of 517 amino acids. The record is from RefSeq and is a predicted model, not a curated record.
AUGGAUAUAUUUCGAUUGCUUAAGUGCUGCCACAGGCACAGAAACAGAAGAAACACACACGCACCCGAAUACGACGGCCUCGCCGCGGCGGUAAAGCACACACAGGAAGAAGAGGAGGAGGAGCAGCAGCAGCAGCAGGCCAAGCAGCAGCAACGGCGGCAGCAGAAGCAGCAGCAGCAGCAGCAGCAGCAGCACCAGAAGCUGCAGCAUCCCUCCAUAUCUGCUUCGAGAGAGUCGCAGAAGCUUUCUAGUGCUGCAGCAACUGCAGCAGGCGACGUGCUGCCAGAAGCAGAAGCAGCAGCAGCAGCAGAACCUGCAGCAGCAGCACCCGAAGCAGCAGCACCUGCAGCUGCAGCUCCUGCAGCAGAAGCUUCUGAAGCAGCAGCAGCAGCAUCAGAUACAACAAAAGCAACAAGCCUUGAAGCAGCAAACGAAGCAGCAGCAGCAGCAGCAGCAAAAGGAGCAGCAAAAGACGCAGACGAGAGAACAGCGGCAGCAGUGGAACAAGCGCCACAAGAAGCAACAGCAGCAGCAGCAGCAGCAGAGGAAGCCGCAGCAACAAUACAGGACCCACAAGCUGCAGCAGCUGCAGGAGCAGCAGAAGAGGCAGCCAUACGUGAAGCAGUUGCUGCCGCAAUAGCAGCAGCAGCAACAACGGAGUCGAGCAGCGGACCGGCUGCAGCAGGAGAGGAAGCAGCAGCAGCAGCAGCAACAGCGGCAGCUGCAGCUGCAGCACAAGACGAGGCAGCAGCAGAAGGAGUGGAGGAUGCUGCAGCGGAGGCAGAAAUAAUAGCAGCAGCGAGUGCAGAGAAAGCAGCAGCUGCAACAGCAGCAGCGGAGGCAGCAGCAGCAGAAGCCGCGCGGUGUAGUGAUGCAGCAGCAGCAACAGCAGCAGCAGCAACAGCAGCAGCAGUAAGGGCGUCGGAGCUUGAGCCAGCUGAAGCAGCAGCUGUUGCACCAGCUGCAGAAGCAGCAGCAGCAGCAAAAAGAGCCACAGAGACUGCAGCGAUCGAGGCAGCAGCAGCAGAAGCAGCAGCGGACGCAGCAGCAGAAACAGCGGCAGCAGCAGCACAAGCAGCAGCGGCGCCGGGAGUUGCGAAGACAGCAGCGGCAGCGGCUGCCGCAGCAGAAGCAGCAGCAGCAGCAGAAGCAGCGGCAGCGAGGGAAGCAGACAUAGCAGUGGCAGCAGCUGAAUCGGCAGCAGCUGCGGAAGCAGCAGCAACGGAAGCAGCAGCAGCAGCGGCAGCAGCAGCAGCGGCAGCAGCAGCAACAAUGACUGGGGCAGCAGAAGUCACUGCGACGCCCGCAGCUGCAGCAGCACAGGCAGCAGCAGCACCCGAAGCUACGGCGAAAGCAGCGCCUGCAGCAGAAGCAGCAACAGCUACAGAAGCAGCAGCAGCAGCAGCAGCAGCAACAGCAGCAAUUGCUGUUGUUCCACGCAGCGAAGAUGGCUCAGAAGGGGAGAUGGGAGCCACUCUGUUUGACCCCCAAAAGGGCCUCUGCACAUUCCGGUUCUGGGGGCCCCACGUAGAGGAAGCCUGGGUGAGGGUUUAG